GGUUCAGUGGGUGUGGAGUUUGAGCCAGACCUUAAGGUGCAUCAUGAAUCUGCUAUAAGUGCUUUAUAUGCUGAUCUUCCAAGACAAUGCAAAACAUGUGGCCAUCGAUUCAAAAGCCAAGAAGAGCACAGCAAGCAUAUGGAUUGGCACGUGAACAAGAACCGAACAGUAAAAAACCGUAAGACAAAGCCUUCUCCCAGCUGGUUUGUGAGCAUUAGUAUGUGGCUUCAUGGUGCAGAUGCAUUGGGAACAGAAGCAGUUCCAGGAUUUUUGCCUCCUGAAAACACUUUGGAAAAGAAGAAAUAUGAAGAAAUGGCAGUUCCUGCUGAUGAGAAUCAGACUGCUUGUGCUUUGUGUGGUGAGACUUUUGAUGAUUUUUAUAGUGAUGAGAUGGAUGAGUGGAUGUAUAAGGGGGCUGUAUACAUGAAUUCACCAGCUGGGUUAUCAGAAGGGAUUAAUAGGCCUCAGUUAGGUCCUAUAGUGCAUGCUAAAUGCAGAUCUGACACUCAUGUGAUUCCUGCUGAAGAUGUUACAAAAGAUGAAGGGCGCUUAAAGAUAUGGAUUCAUCAUGUUGGUCUUGAAUUGGCCCUUUUGAACCAUUGGGGUGAACAUAGUUUCAUUUGGUUCUGUUCUAAGAGAACUGAGUUGACCUUGAAUCAAUAUAUGGAAAAAUCUGAAUCGGACGAUUCUGUUCUGGUUCCAAAAUUUUCUAAUGAUAAAU
Messenger RNA from Olea europaea var. sylvestris, 721 nucleotides. Its product is annotated as polyadenylation and cleavage factor homolog 4-like. Gene Ontology annotation, cellular component: cytoplasm; mRNA cleavage factor complex. The transcript has 5 exons. Gene Ontology annotation, biological process: termination of RNA polymerase II transcription. The record is from RefSeq and is a predicted model, not a curated record. The annotation marks the transcript as partial. NCBI's taxonomy places the organism in Eukaryota, Viridiplantae, Streptophyta, Magnoliopsida, Lamiales, Oleaceae. Gene Ontology annotation, molecular function: mRNA binding; RNA polymerase II complex binding.